GCAAAUAUCUGUGUCCAACAUGGUUUAUACCGAAAGAGAAUGGACUGGGGCCCUCAAAUGAUUAUCAUAUAGUUGUUUUGGGAUUGCGAAUUUAGCUAUGGGUUAUCUUUCCCUGGGUGAAAUAGAUGUUUUCUCAGCUGAGUAAAGUAUACACUGAGACGGGGUAGAUUAAUUGAGUCAAAUGAAUAAGGUGUAUAAGCUGUAGUAAGGACUUUUGCAAUGGAGAGCGAAAGGGAUUUAUUGGUGUCAAUACUGAGGUAAAUAGACUGAUUUGAGGCAAGUUUUAUUUGAUUUAUGCAGUAUGAGACUUGCACACAACCGCUGGACACGCAGCUCCGCUGCGCAUGCGAGUCACAAGCAGAAAAGUUGUAUCCUGUACGGAUUCCGAGUGCAUGUGUGCUGGAGGGAAACGGAUUCAGCUUGUGAGAGUCGUUUCAUUAUCGCCCGGAAAAGCCCACGACUGCAGCAGAAUCAAAUAUAUCCAAGCCACUGACCGACGGGCAAGCCAGGAUUAUAAAACAAGCCCUCCGGCCAACAGUUUGAGUGCUAACGAGAAAAUCGCAGAAGCUAAAUAGCUAACCUGAAAUGGCGACGGCAAUAUACUUGGAACAUUACCUUGACAGUAUUGAAAACCUACCGUGUGAACUACAGAGAAACUUUACUUUGAUGCGGGACCUGGACAAUAGGACUGAAGAAAAGAAAGGAGAGAUUGACAAACUGGCUGAAGAGUACAUUGCAAAUGUGAAGAACCUGGCCUCAGAACAGAGAGUGGAACACCUGCAGAAGAUCCAAAAUGCCUACAGCAAGUGCAAAGAGUUCAGUGAUGACAAAGUCCAGCUUGCAAUGCAGACAUAUGAAAUGGUGGACAAACAUAUCCGCAGACUGGAUGCCGAUCUGGCGCGGUUUGAGAAUGAGCUAAAGGAGAAACUGGAAGUGAGCGGCUACGAAAGUACAGAGGGAAGAGGACUGAAAAAGGGUGAGUCCCGGGGGCUGAGGGAGAAGCGCGGAUCCAGAGGAAGAGGAAGGAAAGGUUCUGAUGAAGAUUCUCCCAGAAAGAAAAAGAUAAAAAACAGGACUUCUAGCCCAGACUUGAGUGACGCUCUCCUGCCUAUGCAACCAUCAGACGUUUUGGACAUGCCAGUUGAUCCCAAUGAGCCUACAUACUGCCUGUGCCAUCAGGUGUCAUAUGGAGAGAUGAUUGGAUGUGAUAACCCAGAUUGUCCGAUUGAGUGGUUUCACUUUGCUUGUGUUGAUCUCGCAUCAAAACCCAAAGGAAAAUGGUUUUGUCCGAGGUGCACCCAAGACAAGAAGAAGAAAUGAGAUUUCUUACUUUCAGAAAUAAUUAACAAAUAAUGUAUGUAUUUUAUGUGUAGUUUAAUAGUGUAAACUACUAUAUAUAAUUUCAAUUCUUAUAAUUCUCCAUAGAAAUGGUGGGUCAUACAGCUUUUUUUAAAGGCCUUAUCUGGAUUCAGAGUAUAGCUACGCUUGGCACCGUUAGACCCCCUUCUAUUGGCGUUACUACUGUAUGUCUUGUCAUUGGAUUUGUCCAAUAGCUUUAAGAUAAUGAAUACACCUGAAUAUUAUAUGUGUACUAUAGUUAAAUUAGUCUUUGCAGUGGAGAUAAAAGUUGCACAAAUUACCAAUCAAAGUCCUUCCUCUCAAGUCAUACAGUGUAUAUAUUGUCAUUACUAACAUACUCAGAAAUCCUGAAUUGUGGCUUUAGCAUACUUGAAAUUUCAAUUUUAUAAAGAUCUAUUUUUUAAUCAAAUUGAGAGCCUGCUGAGAAUUUACAAUUUUAAACACCUAAAUCCUUACCGAAUUUUGGUGGUAAAAGGAAUUAUGUGUCAGAUUUUCAGUUACCUACCUCCUUAGGGAAUACAUCAGCACUGCAUAAAUGACUGCAUACCAAUGUAAAAAUUUGUGUUUUGAUUAGCUUAAACCAAACAAGCAAAGCAAUGCCAAUUCAUUCUUUAUUGAUUUUCCAAAAAAGCUGCGACAUUUUUGAAUGUAUUGUGGUACUAAUGGUCAGUCAGUCAGUGUCUCUUGUCAACUGAAUGAGGUAUUUAAGCACUUUGAAUGAAAUUUUCCCCUGAAGAGGUUUGAUACUGCAGGCUUGGUUUUAUGAUAUAUAUAUAUAUAGUUUAUCUCAUUUAAAACUCUGCCAUAGUGCAUCACUUCAAACCAUAUGGAAAUAUAUAUGUUUUGUAUGAUAUGAAACAAUAUUUUGUGGACACAUUUUUUUUCCAAAGAUAUAUUUGUUGUAUUGCUUACUUAUUGGUGUACUCUCAAAUUUUAUUUAAUAGGAUUUUAGCCUCUUCUUUCAUAGUCAACUGUGAAUAUCACUCAUUUAGGUGUAAGCCACAAAUAAAAGAGCCAAAGUCUUUGUAUUUUGUAAAAUUCAGUAUUUUGUAACAAAUAAAUAUUCACUAUAACUCA
Siniperca chuatsi (mandarin fish) is the source of this 2436-nucleotide messenger RNA. RefSeq names its product inhibitor of growth family, member 5a (gene ing5a). The transcript is spliced from 8 exons. Gene Ontology annotation, molecular function: chromatin binding. Gene Ontology annotation, biological process: positive regulation of apoptotic signaling pathway; positive regulation of DNA-templated transcription. NCBI's taxonomy places the organism in Eukaryota, Metazoa, Chordata, Actinopteri, Centrarchiformes, Sinipercidae. The coding region runs from base 586 to 1320 and encodes 244 amino acids. Gene Ontology annotation, cellular component: nucleus. The record is from RefSeq and is a predicted model, not a curated record.